AUGGCCAUGUGGAAAGACGGUAAAGAUUUGGGUGAGCUCGCGACUGUCGCCCGUCGCCUGUUGCCCGCGCUCUCCCGCUUCAGAGGGCUUCCGUCUCUGCCUUCAGAGGGUUGGCCUUCUGUGCUUCGCCAACUUCCAUCACCACACACACCUCGAGCUGUCGACGCCAUCCCUCCCAACCUCACGGCCUGA
Podospora bellae-mahoneyi is the source of this 192-nucleotide messenger RNA. RefSeq lists its product as uncharacterized. The transcript is spliced from 2 exons. Bases 1 to 192 code for a protein of 63 amino acids. The record is from RefSeq and is a predicted model, not a curated record. Lineage: Eukaryota; Fungi; Ascomycota; Sordariomycetes; Sordariales; Podosporaceae.